Betta splendens (Siamese fighting fish) is the source of this 2093-nucleotide messenger RNA. It is a transcript of the gene lztfl1, whose product is annotated as leucine zipper transcription factor-like 1. Gene Ontology annotation, cellular component: cytoplasm. The coding region runs from base 291 to 1187 and encodes 298 amino acids. NCBI's taxonomy places the organism in Eukaryota, Metazoa, Chordata, Actinopteri, Anabantiformes, Osphronemidae. Gene Ontology annotation, biological process: negative regulation of protein localization to cilium. The record is from RefSeq and is a predicted model, not a curated record. The transcript is spliced from 10 exons.
UAUUUUCCGUUGCCAAGGCAUUCCCGAGGCAAACACUAGCUGGAUUGCUAGCCUAGCUGAUUCCAGAUAAUCUUAUUCUUAUGAUGUAAGCUCCGUUUAGCGUUCUUACAGAGUUCUACCUUUAGUGUGAAACAGUUUACUAGAACCAUCUCGACUCCAGCACUUUAGCUAUAGCUUCUAGCUCGCUGCGUGGCCAGAAUUACAAGGCGAAAACACCCAUUUUCCCGUUGGAUCAGCGCAGUCUUCAAGCUAGCGAGUUUAGUUACGUUAGCGUUAACUGCACAGCCACCAUGGCUGAAUUUGGCUUUAAUGAACACCAUCAGAAUGAAGUCAUCAGCUAUAUGCGAUUUGCUCGUUCUAAGAGGGUCCUGAGGCUAAAGACUAUUGAUUCGUGCUUUGAGGAACUCAAAGAUAGCAGGCUAGUGGAGGAAACCUUCACAGUGGACGAGGUGCGGGAGAUGCUGGAUGGGUUGCAGGUGGUGGUGCGUGGGGAUGUGGAGAUGGAGCUCAUCAACACAGCACACACCAACGUGUUGCUGCUCAGGCAACUUUUCUCGCAGGCAGAGAAGUUUUAUCUUCGAUUGCAGAGUGACAUCUCAGAGCUGGAAAACAGGGAGCUGUUGGAACAAGUGGCUGAAUUUGAGAAGACUGACUUUAAAACCAUGGAUAAAAUAAUUCAGGAAACAAGCAAACCCAAGUUAGCACCACUGAAUGAAGGCGGGGUAUCAGAACUUCUCAACAAGGAGAUAGGAAGACUACAGGAAGAGAAUGAUAAACUUAAAGCCAGGCUGAGGACUUUGGAAUCCCAGGCCAUGAGUGCACUAGACGAGAAAACAAAGGCAGAGCGAGCACUGAAAGACCUUCAGAAGGUGCAGGGUGAACAGCAGCUUGCUGCAAAAUCUCAGGAGAUCAGCAGUCUAGAGGACACCGUAGCAGCCCUGAAGGAGGACUAUGAAAGGUCUCUGAAUGUCAACGCUGCAUCUAAGAAGGACCUGCAGGAGAACCUGAUCUCCGCCAAACAUGAGCUCCUUCGAGUGCAGGAGCAGCUUGCCUUAGCAGAGAAGGAAUUGGAUAAGAAGUUUCAGCAGACCGCAGCCUAUCGCAACAUGAAGGAGAUCCUGACCAAAAAGAACGAGCAGAUAAAAGAUCUUAGAAAACGAUUGCAGAGAUAUGAACCCAGUGAAUGAGGUCUCCUCAACAUCUGGUCAGGAUGUCAAGAGGGUUAGACUGAACCAAAAUGAUUAUCGUGGUUUGGACAAGAAGCCACCAGUUCCACUGCUGCAAGACAAGAGAGAAAGAGAAAACAUUUCCAUUUUUAUAUCUAUAGUAGUUUUUGACGAUGUAAGAGCAGGGUGCUUCACCAUAUGAAUCCAACUGAAUCCACAAAUACAGUUACAAAUGUGCUUUUUCUGUCUCAGUUCAGAUUUACAGAUUUAGUAGCCAGCAGACUUCCCUCAGUGCUCUAUGCAAUUUCAAUCAUAUCCCUGUUUAAAGAGGCCUUGUCCAUUUGCUGAAUUGGACAGAUAUGUACUGUGUAAAGCUUUGCAGUCUCAUCUGUUAGGUGGGUUGCGGUAACGUUUUGCUUUUUGACUGGGGAAUUGUUGCUUUUUGUUAAUCAGUUUUAAUCUGUGUAAUCAACAUUCAAUCCAUUAACCAGGAUUUCAAGCAACCAGUGAGUUAGUUUUAUUGUUUAGUGAAUGGCUUAAUCCGUCUCUGGGAGGUCACGCCCCAUUUUAAUUUGUUACCGGAUGUUCUAAUAGCAUUUCUUGUAAAAGUAUUUCCAAUGAUAUGACAAGUACAGUAUGAUCAUUUAUUUUUCCUCCUGAUUUUUUGGAAGAUGUGGAUAGUGACCUAGAUGGCUCCCCGUGCUUACUCAAAAAGGGCCUAGAGUAUUUUUUUCUUGAAAUUCCAAUGAUGUACUUUUCGUAUUACUAUGGGUAAUUGAGUGUAAACGGAAAAAUCUGUAUAUUUAUAUACACAUGAUGUGUAUGAAGCAAUGCUCUUGUAGAGUACGAUAUCUACCCUAUGUUACAGUAGAUGGCAUCUGUUUGUACCGUGAAAGUGAUGGGUUAAUAAAAGCUGUUACCAAAUAA